AGUUUAUUUCAUGUAUUUAUGGGUUUUACACUUUUUGUUUAUGGUUUUAGCAUCAGGUAUGUAUGUUUAUAGGUUUAAACAGGCAAUCAUUUGGGUGUCUGGAACGGAUUAAUCCAAAAAUUUACAUUAUUUCAUAUCAUAUGGGAAAAACUGAUUAAGAACUCGAACUUUUCGGAACUCGAACGCCCUUCUGGAACGAAUUAAGUUCAAGUUCCGAGGUUCCACGGUACUUCAAAUUAGUUUUUGUACCUUUCGGUUGCAGUGCCAGUGAGUGGAAUAUGAAUAUGUGUCAGUUGAUCAUCUGAUUCGAGCUCAUCACAUGUGUGACGUGAGACGACAUGCCUAUAAUAUUCAUAUGGGAUUAAAAUCUGCACUUUUCAUGUGUGUGUAAGGAGUGUUUAAAUGACACUUCUCGUGCUUAUUCCUGAAAACACACACACACGACACGCGAGUCGGAACACGGAAAUUUGCAUUCGCGGGGAGCGCAGGUGGUCAGGUGUCUGAGCCUGAGCGCGUGUCCGGUCCCAUCUCGAGCACAUGCGCGCGCGACAGCUGGGACUGGUGUCCGCGGGAGGUCCACGGGUGUCCACGGGUGUCCGCAUCACAGUGUCCUGCGCAACAGAUCAAAGACAAAGGAAGCGCUCCGACAUCAAAGGACGGAAAGAACAGAAAUAUCCGCCUUCAAAGGCUGUGGUGGUGUGGAGCCUAUCCUGGAAAAAUAAGCACGGUGUAAACGCCUUGGGCUCCGGUCCUCCUCAGUGGGCUCCUCCGUGAGCAGAUGUGGAUAACAAGGCACCCAAGGAGUCGCUCUGCAGAGACAGUUGCUCUUGGAGACAGGCUUGGGACUGUGAUGCCCGGAGCUCCUUGACUCUUGGACUACGGUGACGCCCGCAGCCAAUGGCUCGUAGCCUUGGCAGACUGCUGUGCCUGUGUCUCAUGCUGUGCCUCAUGGUGGGGCACCUGCUCAUCUACGUGGUUGUGUCCAUCUUCGUCAUCAUAUCCUACCACCCCUCAGAGGUGCCUGUACACUUCGUGGCCCCGGGGGCCUCCUCCAACUCUGCCGAGCUCGCCGCCCACCCGCUGCAUCCCUUCUGGAACCUGCGACUGGACAGCGGCGCCCUGUGGAACCAUCUCCAGCACCCGCGGGACCGCCUGCAUAACCCCAUACUGAGGGGCAACGACAGCAGCGUGGCGAAGGGGCUGAACCCACCCGUGGAGGCGCGACCCCAGGACGGCGUCCCCGCGUGUGGCCUUGACCGGAGCUGGGUACCCCACCUCCCGGACUUUGACUCAUUCCCGGAUCAGAUGCGGGACUUUGUCCUCUCCAUGCAUUGCACCGAGUACCCGCUAAUGCUGAACCAGCCCGGGUUGUGCGGUGAGGGUGGUGCCGGGGAGGGACCCGCGCUGCUCAUCGCCGUCAAGUCUCAGACGCCCAACUUCGAGAGCAGGCAGGCCAUCCGGCAGACGUGGGGGGCGUCCGGGUGGGUGAAGGGAGAGGCGGGGGGCCCGGGAGGACUCGUGCGUACCGUCUUCCUCCUGGGCAGGCAGGAUGGCUCCACGGGGGUCCACCCCGAGCUGGGGGAGCUGCUGGAGGUGGAAAGCCGGCGGCACGGCGACAUCCUGCAGUGGGACUUCAGGGACACCUUCUUCAACCUGACCCUGAAGGACGUCCUGUUCUGGCGCUGGUUCUCGGCCAACUGCCCUCGCGCGCGAUUCGUCUUCAAGGGCGACGACGACGUCUUCCUGCGCACGCGCACCCUCCUUGACUACCUGCGCCAGCUGGAGGAGGAACGCCUCAAUGGCACCGGGGGCGCGUGGGACUUCGUCGUGGGGGACGUGAUCAGCAACGCGUUCCCGAACCGCCAGCCGUCCGACAAGUACUACAUCCCCGAGAGCUUUUACAAGGGGUCGUAUCCCGCGUACGCCGGCGGGGGAGGGGUGGUGUACUCGGGAGAGCUGGCGCUGCAUCUCAGGGAGGUGUCCCACAGGGUGCUCCUCUUCCCAAUCGACGACGUCUACGUGGGCAUGUGCCUGCACAGGCUGGGCAUCUCCCCCACGCACCACCCAGGGUUCAUGACCUUUGACCUCCCAGAAGAGGACCGCGGUAAGACCUGUGCCUAUCAUUCUGUCCUCCUGGUCCACAAACGAACCCCCAAGGAGGUGCUCAGACUGUGGUCUGAGCUGCAGACGCCGCCGCCCCCCUGCUAGGAGCUCCGAGAGACGCGACGAGGGUCGGGGGCGUCUGGACCCAAAGGAACCGUGUCCCUGAAACGGGACCAAGGACCGAAGACAUCGACCCCAUGACAGAGGAGUGUAGACAGACACACCGAGCACCUCCUUGCCCGGCACUCCGCAGCGUGUGAAGGUCGGGUUCACUGGGGUCGCACAAAUGGAAGUGAACCAAACGCGUCGUGUUGUCUAUAAGGGACCGGCGGUGUGACGUGUGUGUGUGUGUGUGUGUGUGUGUCAGACGACUCCGUGUGAAGAGCACCUUUUUCAUUUAACAUAUGAAAUAUCAGUUGUCCGUAGAACAGUGACGAGAAUGUUGUUUAUUCUAAACCAUCUUGGAACCUUCAUCCUUGUUAAUUUGCUUGUUCAACAGUUUAUAACUUAACUCAUAAAUGCAGCUAAAGAUUUUUUGGUAAGAAUUCUUUAUUUGUGGGUAGAAGCAUAACAAAAAAGUGUUUGUUAAAAUUUUCCAGAGCUGUUUCUGGUUUUACUGCAGUGGAUGUUGGAGGAAUAAAAAUUCUGUU
Messenger RNA from Scleropages formosus (Asian bonytongue), 2753 nucleotides. Its product is annotated as N-acetyllactosaminide beta-1,3-N-acetylglucosaminyltransferase 2. The transcript is spliced from 5 exons. NCBI's taxonomy places the organism in Eukaryota, Metazoa, Chordata, Actinopteri, Osteoglossiformes, Osteoglossidae. Gene Ontology annotation, cellular component: Golgi membrane. Gene Ontology annotation, molecular function: hexosyltransferase activity; UDP-glycosyltransferase activity. Gene Ontology annotation, biological process: protein O-linked glycosylation; poly-N-acetyllactosamine biosynthetic process. The record is from RefSeq and is a predicted model, not a curated record. Bases 898 to 2208 code for a protein of 436 amino acids.